Bursaphelenchus okinawaensis is the source of this 1174-nucleotide messenger RNA. The record is from the annotation of a GenBank genome assembly. Lineage: Eukaryota; Metazoa; Nematoda; Chromadorea; Rhabditida; Aphelenchoididae.
AUGAUAUUUUACUCACUACCUGAAGGCAUCAUCGUCAUUGUCACCGUGGGCUUUUCGAUUGGAUAUUUUGGAGUAAUCAAUUGUGGCAGUGGUGGCAAAAAGGUAAGAAAAGUAGGUGUUGUUAUAGUUUUUCUUGGGCGGGUUGGCUGAGGUUGGCGAGGAUAACAUUGUAAAAAUUAUAGGAAAUGACCAGUUUUGUUCGUAGGUAAAACUUUUCUUAGUUUUUUUAAAUACGGUUUGAAACGUCAAUUUUAUUUCUCCAGAACUGAUAUUGUUAUGCAAAUUUCAGCCUACAUCCGAGCCCUCAAUAUCGCCAGUUUCUCCACAAAAGAACAGCAACGUACCGAAGAAGAAAAAACGCAAAAAGGUACGCCAAAAACCCGUAGUACAAAGUGCUCCAACUGGCAGUUCCACCACAAACUCCACCAAUCCAGACGAUAAUAAACCAAUGUCCGAGAAGAAGCCCAGUUCCAAAAAGAGUAAAAAGAGUUCGAAGAAGGAAAAGUCAAGAUCCGAGAAGUCGAUGUCAGCAGAAAGUUCGAAGAAGAAGAGUGGGACCAAGAAGUCGAAGAAGAAGCAGAGGAAUGAAUCUUCCAAGAAAAGUAAAAGUAGGUUUGAAGUAUAAAGAUUGGUAGAGGUCGGAGUACCUAAAAUUUGGAACUGUAAAGAUGGGUAGGUUUUGGAGCUAGACCUGGCAAUCAGGUUGGCUUGGGUCGAGAAAAAAAAUCAAAACGGACCGGUUUGAAAAAUCGGCUCGGUUCGAUAGCCAGAAGCGGUCGAGUUACUUGAUAUGUGUAAAACAAGCUAGGGGUAAAAGUAAGUACAGUACAGUACAGUACAGUACAGUACUGUACUGUACAGUACAUUGCAUUACAGUACAGUAAAUUACAGUACAUUACUAUAGUUGAUAACCAAAAACCUAUUUUCAGGUCUAACACUAGAUAAAACUCAAAGGUCGUCCAAAUCAUCUCAUUCUACAAAAGCGUCUCCGUCAAAUGCGACAGUAACGAAGAACUUUAACACGGCCGACGACGACGACAGUGACAUUAUCAAUCCUGUCGCGGAGAUACAAGAAGAGAACACACAACGAAGCGAAGAACGACUGAUUCAGGACGACGACGACACAAACGACAUUGACGAUCCAAUGGUCAAAGACAAGAAUCUCAGCGAAUAA